Molecule: messenger RNA, 1275 nt
Organism: Ichthyophthirius multifiliis
Lineage: Eukaryota; Ciliophora; Oligohymenophorea; Hymenostomatida
Product: major facilitator superfamily protein, putative
Exons: 3
Source: RefSeq, a predicted model, not a curated record
AUGAAAUUUUCAAAUGAAUAAUUAGAAAUAAAUAUAAAAUAAAUUUUUGAAAUAGAAAAUAAUAAUUUAUAAAAAUAGAACCCAAAAAAAUUAAUAAAAAGGUUAUCCAUUAUAUUUCUAAUUCUUUUUUCGGCCUUUAUUUCCGCAUAAAAUUUAAUAGGCACAUUAUAUGCUAGUAUGAAUUAUAAUAAUUUAGGUUUACUUUCUACAUUGUUUAUAUAUUUUUUCUUUGCCAUAGCUUGUGUAUUUGCUAAUUUUUACGUUAGUAAAUAUACAUAUUUAUAAGUUUUUUUCUAUAGUUCGAUUCCUUAUACAUUAUUUGUAUCAUCUGGGAUAUGGGUCUGUUUAUGCAGUGAAUUAUAAAAUUAAGGAUUGUGUAGUGACUAAAUUGUUUAUUUUAUUGUUUUAAUUUGUGCUUCUUUAACUGGUAUUGCGGCUUCUACUUUAUGGGUAAAUUAGUAAAGUUCUUAUGUGAAUUCGAUUUUAUAAAAUUAUCCUAAUUAAAUCGGAGGACUUUCGGGUAUUUUUUGGAUUAUUUUUUCAUUUUCGUCUUUAAUUAGUCCUAUUUUAUCAAGCAUUACUUUAUAUUUAGUUGGUAAUUUAGGUAUGUUUAUUGUUUUAACAUUAGUUUCAGGAUAUUCUUGUUAUAUGUUUAAUUACAUUCCGAUAUAAGAAAAUCUUAAUAGUAAUUUAUAAACUAAAUAAAAUAUAGAUUACAAAGAAUAAUUUAGUGAAAUAUUUUAGAUAAUAAAAAGUCAAAAAUUAAGACCGUAUUUUUAUUUUUUAUAUUAUUAAGGAAUUCCUUUGGCUAUAUAUAGUGGAUAUAUAGAAAUUAUUGUGAGAAAAACAUUAAAUAAUUAAAAUAAUAUUAAUAAUGAAAUUUCUAAUAUUUUAAUUGCUUUAGGAGUUUCUUCUAUAAUAGGAGGAUAUAUAUCAGGGAAAAAUAAUAGAUAGAAUUUUGUAAUGAUAUUUCUAAAGUUUUUUUUUUAAUUUAUUAUUUUAUUGAUAUUUAUCUGUAUGUAUUUUGAAAAUUAUUAUUUGAGUUUUUUUAUUAUGUUUUUAUUGGGAUUUUUUUAAUGUUCAGUUAAUAAUACUCUUUAAGUUAUUGGUGUUUAAGAAUUUUAAGGUUAAGAUUAAUAUUUUUCAGUUGCAAAUAUAGUAUUGUCUGUUGUUUUUUUUAUAUUUUAACUUAUUUUUAUAAUCUUAAAAUAAUACAAUCCUUAUUUUUAUUUAUUAUUUAUUUAAAUUGUUUAGAUUUUAAUCAUUUUACAUUGA